This is a messenger RNA of Danio rerio (zebrafish), 905 nucleotides long. RefSeq names its product complement factor D (adipsin) (gene cfd). Gene Ontology annotation, biological process: protein maturation; proteolysis. Gene Ontology annotation, molecular function: peptidase activity; hydrolase activity; serine-type endopeptidase activity. The record is from RefSeq and is marked provisional. NCBI's taxonomy places the organism in Eukaryota, Metazoa, Chordata, Actinopteri, Cypriniformes, Danionidae. Gene Ontology annotation, cellular component: extracellular region.
AGUCUUGAAGUAGACAACGAUUGUUCACAAUGAACAGGCUCAUUUUCUUCUCUGUGCUGUUCUAUGCAGCAUUUCAUACUGGUGACUGCAUCACGGGAGGGCAAGAGGCUAAAGCACACUCUCGCCCGUACAUGGCUUCAGUUCAGUGGAAUGGAAAACAUGAAUGUGGUGGCUUUCUGAUCUCCAGUCAGUGGGUCAUGAGUGCUGCACAUUGCUUUCAGGAUGGGAGGACAUCUGGUGUUAAGGUUGUUUUGGGUGCUCACUCGUUGUCUGGAGCCGAGGACACAAAGCAAACUUUUGAUGCUGAAGUAUACAACCAUCCUGAUUUCAGCAUUAGCAACUAUGACAAUGACAUUGCCCUGAUUAAGUUGGAUAAGCCAGUCACUCAGAGCGAUGCAGUCAAACCAGUGAAAUUCCAGCGUGAUGAGACGGCUGACCCUAAAGAAGCUGCUGUUGUAGAAACGGCUGGUUGGGGCUCAUUGAACAACAUGGGAGGACGACCUGACAAACUUCAUGAGCUCAGUAUCCCAGUAAUGGAGCGAUGGCGCUGUGGCCGUGCUGACUUCUAUGGAGAGAAGUUUACCAGCAACAUGCUCUGUGCUGCAGACAAAAGAAAGGACACCUGUGAUGGGGACUCCGGCGGUCCUCUUUUAUACAGAGGCAUUGUUGUCGGAAUAACGUCUAAUGGAGGGAAGAAAUGUGGCUCCUCCAGAAAGCCUGGACUCUACACAAUCAUUUCCCACUACGCUAGUUGGAUUGAUACUACAACUACUAAGUAAAAAGUAAAAAAAAAAAUCUAAUGAAAUGUGGUGGAAUCCUUUUCAUUUCUAUGUAUAUUUUCAUAGGUACAUCUGUGCAUCUUGUUUAAUGCUACAAUAAUAAACACUUUUCUACAUUUAUCUAAA